Dromaius novaehollandiae (emu) is the source of this 1258-nucleotide messenger RNA. RefSeq lists its product as uncharacterized. Lineage: Eukaryota; Metazoa; Chordata; Aves; Casuariiformes; Dromaiidae. The transcript is spliced from 8 exons. Bases 175 to 789 code for a protein of 204 amino acids. The record is from RefSeq and is a predicted model, not a curated record.
AGUCUCAAAAUAAGCACGUUCAGAGCUUGCAGAGAGACGAGGAGGGGAGGAGGUUCACUUUCCACUCAGAAGCGAGGGCCACGCUGCCCACAGACAUGCAUCAGCCUUGUCCUCAGACAUGAUGCAGGAUCCCGCAGCCCUCGGCACUGAGCAGAAAGCAGGGCCUCGGGGCAGAUGAUCGCAGGAGACAUCUUCCCACAGAGGCUGAAGCUGAUUUGGGAAAAUAUGUGGUGUCGUAGCCCCCGUCCUGACCUCCCCACCAUCCUGUUGUGGAUGCUUGGUGCCAGUGCAGCCACCCAAGACUUCUGCAGCUCUCCAGGUGACCUCCCAGCUCCUGAGCUGUUCCUGAAUGUGAUCAGCGCUCAGGAGGGAAAACUGGUUUUGGCUCACUGCUCCCUGGGUGGGGAGUUUCCCGCUACCCAAAUCAUUUUCUGCAAGGAUGGGAUGGAGGUGUACAGCCUGAAAGCCGUACGGGGACAACUGAGUUACUCCAUUGCCCUGAAGGCCUCCCAGGAGAGCACGGGGAGGUACACGUGUGGGUACCAGCACAAGGAUGGGAGCAACCGGGUGAGAAGCUCUUCCCUCAGUGCUCCCCGGGACCUGGCAGUCGCAGGCACUGCCACCACUCCCAGCACCAGCCCCCAGGAAAAGCCAUCGCCCGGAGCACCCACAACAGGCAUCGCACUGGGCGUGGUGGCUGCCUCCCUCCUCCUGCUCCUGCCUCCAGCAACGUAUUUCACCGUGAAGAAAUUUGCCUGUGAAGGGAGAAACCAGAGAUGUCAAUAUUGAUGAACUGGGCAGAGUUAAGGUCAACAGAUCAAGCUGUGAGGAAGAGUCAUUGAACGCCAAUAGAGGGAAAGCGAGAGAUGACUCAGCCAGAUUCUGAGUUAUGCAGCACAUGAGAUGGCAUUUGCAUGGAUUGCUUGAGCUGCCUCUCCCCUGCGAGGAUUUGUAUUUGGGGGCAGGAUCCUGGGACAAGGGGCUGGACAUUUCCAGAGGGGCUCAGGAUGCCUCAUUCCCAGCUGGCGAUUCUCCUGUCCUCCAGUGACUCUGGGCUUUGGCUCUCCUGGGGGAUGUGCACUUAGGGAGCCGCCAGAAGAUCCAGAGACCUCUCUCCACAAAAUGAGCCUGCUCCCAGCUUUGUGAAGAGCGAGUUGUGCAGGCAGGGGUGGCAUCCACACAGCUUAUCUGGGAAUGGCUGGGAAACACGGGGAAAGCAUGAAAGCUCUGCAAGCUUUAAAUAAAAGUAGGAAUUUCC